Molecule: messenger RNA, 652 nt
Organism: Paramecium tetraurelia
Lineage: Eukaryota; Ciliophora; Oligohymenophorea; Peniculida; Parameciidae
Exons: 4
Source: RefSeq, a predicted model, not a curated record
AUAAAGGAUGUCCAUCGUAACAAGAUUUGCUUCAUAUUUCAUUAAGAGCAGAGUCAUCAACUACUCAUUGUAGGUGGAUAGAAUAAUGACUGAGAUGUGCAAGGCUGGGUUCCAAGACCCAGAGGAAGGAUUCCUGGAAAGAGACCCAAUGAGUUAUUAUGAAUGCAGAUUCUACUCUCACAUAGCUAGAAACUGGACUCCCAGACUUGAAUCAUUUGAAAAGGAAUAAUACGAAUUGGCAAGAAAUAAGUUUGUUCAAUUUGAAGACCUCUACUCCUUCAUCUUGACUUUACACAGAGCAACAUGGGAAUACAGAUCACUCUAUUUGGAAUUAACCAAAGAAAUCGCCACUCACAAUACUUGGUUCAGAAGUGAGCAUACAACCUUAACUUAUGAACAUCACUUGGAGGAAGCCAUAAACAAGUACAUCAAUCUUUUGGAUCAAUUGAAGGAAUAUCCAUUGUGGCAAGAGAGAGUCAAAGAGGAAAUUGGAUAUUAUUUGCAUCUUAUCUACAACUCUACCACUCAUUCAGGUUAGAGUAAGGAAUUGUUUGCUAAAUUUGAUAAAUUAUAUUUCUUCAAAUGAUUGCAAUCAUAUGAAAAUAUUAGUAUUUGCAUAAAUAUAUAUAAAUAUUUCAUCAUAUUUGUUUGA